Messenger RNA from Benincasa hispida (wax gourd), 2618 nucleotides. Its product is annotated as galactinol--sucrose galactosyltransferase-like. Gene Ontology annotation, molecular function: galactinol-sucrose galactosyltransferase activity. The record is from RefSeq and is a predicted model, not a curated record. NCBI's taxonomy places the organism in Eukaryota, Viridiplantae, Streptophyta, Magnoliopsida, Cucurbitales, Cucurbitaceae.
CAAAUACAGACACUAAACUUAUUAAGUUUCCAUAUCAUUUUCUCUCUAUAUAAACCUCCCUUCUCCGCCAAAUCCAACUCAACAAAACUCUCAUCUUUCUCAUGGCUCCACCAAGCUUAACCAAAAACGCCAUAAACAUAAUCCCCAGCUUGCUAGACACUCCCUCAUCCAAUCUCUCAAUAACCUUAAAAGGCUCGGAAUUUCUUGCCAAUGGCCACCCAAUUCUCACCCAUGUCCCUUCAAACAUCAUCUCCACUCCUUCCCCCUUCAAAACAAACAACUCCCUCGGCUGUUUUGUUGGGUUCGAUGCUAAUGAGCCCAGAAGCUCCCACUUAGCUCCCAUUGGCAACCUCACAGAUAUCAAAUUCUCAAGUCUCUUCAGAUUCAAAGUCUGGUGGACCACCCACUGGGCCGGCACUUGCGGCCGUGACAUCCAACACGAGACACAGAUCAUGAUCCUCGACACAAAUCAUCACGGCCGUCCGUUUGUCCUCUUACUUCCCAUCUUAGAAGGAGCCUUCAGAUGUUCCUUACGUCCUGGCGAUGACCAUGAUGACAGCGUGGCGAUGUGGGUCGAAAGUGGGUCCACCACUGUCCAAGCGUCUCGGUUUAGAAGCUGCUUGUACAUGCAAGUCGGCGAAGAUCCAUACACUUUGGUCAAAGAAGCAAUGGAGGUGGUCAAACUCCAUUUGGGGACGUUUAAACUUCUACAAGACAAAACCCCACCUCCCAUUGUGGAUAAAUUCGGGUGGUGUACAUGGGAUGCAUUCUAUCUUAAGGUGAACCCUCAGGGGAUUAGGACAGGUGUCAAGUGUUUAGUGGAUGGUGGCUGUCCACCGGGGAUGAUUCUGAUUGAUGAUGGGUGGCAAUCUAUUGCUCAUGAUGCUGAUUCUAUCACAGAUCAUCAUCAGGAAGCCAUGGAUCUAACGGCAGCAGGGGAACAGAUGCCUUGCAGGCUAAUCAAAUUUGAAGAGAAUUAUAAGUUCAGAGACUACGAAAGUCCUGGUAAGGGCUUUGAUGUAGGGAUGGGUGGCUUUGUGAGGGACUUAAAGGAAGAGUUUAGGACCAUUGAGCAUGUGUAUGUGUGGCAUGCGCUUUGUGGGUAUUGGGGAGGGAUUAGGCCUAAUGUCCCUGGAAUGCCCCUGUCAAGGGUCAUUACUCCUAAGCUGUCACAGGGGUUAGAGAAGACAAUGGAGGAUUUGGCUGUGGACAAGAUUGUCAAUAAUGGGAUUGGAUUGGUCCCGCCUGAACUGGCUCACAAAAUGUACGAUGGACUUCAUUCCCACCUCCAGUCGGCGGGUAUCGACGGCGUUAAGGUUGAUGUUAUUCAUUUGCUUGAAAUGCUAUCAGAGGAAUUUGGAGGUCGAAUCGAGCUGGCUAAAGCUUAUUACAAGGCACUCACUUCGUCUAUCAAGAAACAUUUACAAGGAAAUGGGGUUAUUGCUAGCAUGGAGCAUUGCAAUGACUUCAUGUACCUUGGAACAGAGGCCAUAGCACUUGGACGUGUUGGAGAUGAUUUCUGGACAGUGGAUCCUUCUGGAGAUCCAUAUUGGCUACAAGGAUGUCACAUGGUACAUUGUGCCUACAAUAGCUUGUGGAUGGGCAAUAUAAUUCACCCAGAUUGGGACAUGUUCCAAUCCAUGCACCCUUGUGCUGAAUUCCACGCAGCUUCAAGGGCCAUCUCCGGUGGACCAAUCUAUGUAAGUGACUCAGUCGGUAAGCAUAACUUCAAGUUACUCAAAAGGUUAGUUUUGCCUGAUGGGUCAAUUCUGCGAUGCCAACACUAUGCACUUCCUACCAGAGACUGUCUGUUUGAAGACCCUCUUCACGAUGGCAAAACCAUGCUAAAAAUUUGGAACCUCAAUAAAUUCACAGGCGCAUUGGGUUUGUUUAAUUGCCAAGGAGGAGGGUGGUGUCCCAAGACAAGGAAAAACAGAAGGACAUCCGAGUACGCACGCACACUAACCUGCGUCGCUGGUCCAAAAGAUAUUGAGUGGAACAAUGGGGAAAAUCCCAUUUCUCUGAAGGGAGUGAACUUGUUUGCUAUAUACAUGGUUCGAGACGAGAAACUAAAGCUAUUGAAGACAUCAGAGAAUUUAGAAUUUACCAUUGCCCCAUUAAAUUACGAACUGCUUGUAGUUUCCCCUGUCACAAUUUUAUCGAAACCAAACAUGGAAUUUGCUCCAAUUGGAUUGGUGAACAUGCUGAAUUGUGGGGGUGCGAUACAAUCACUAGAAAUUGAUGAAAAUGAAGGUUUGGUAACAGCCGGGGUAAAGGGUUGCGGAGAGAUGAGAGUGUUCGCUUCGAAGGAGCCGAGAAACUGCAAGAUCGACGGAAAAGAUGUAGAGUUUGAAUAUGAUGAUGAUGAUAAAAUGGUGAAGAUUCAAGUCCCAUGGCCGAGCUCUUCGAGAUUGUCCAUAAUUGAGUAUCGGUUUUGAGGUUCGGUGAACUCUGUUCUUCGAAAACUUCGUUUGCGAAUUGCGGUCGUCGAGUAUCGAUCCAGUUUCACACUCUUUAUAAAAGAGCGACGCGCUAAUCAAUAUGCAAUGAAGUUAAAAAUUUAAGAAAUAUAUAAAUAUAUAAAAUCCCGGGUGCUGCGUGUUUUUACUUUUUGUUAA